AAAAACAAUAGGAUAAUACCCAAAUUGGAAUCAUAUUUUCCACAACACUAUUUAUUAAGUCGUCUACGAUAAACAAACAAGUGGUUAAUGGCAUGACAAGGCGGCUAGGUGCGCCAAAACCUUCCUGGUUUUGAUGCCUCCAACAACAAUUCCCUCUUUGGCCUUUAUUUAAUCUCUGUCAACCAUCAAUGGCUCAACCUCCAAAGUCCGACGCCGACACCGACGCCGAUGCCGGAGCUGUGUUUGUCCUCCAGUCAAAAGGAAAAUGGUGGCAUGCAGGGUUUCAUCUGACGACGGCGAUAGUUGGACCCACAAUACUGACGCUGCCGUAUGCAUUCAGAGGAUUAGGAUGGGGAUUAGGGUUCUUUUGCUUAACGACGAUGGGUGCUGUUACCUUCUAUUCUUACUAUCUCAUGUCGAAAGUGCUGGACCACUGCGAGAAGGCUGGACGCCGCCAUAUCAGAUUCCGUGAACUGGCCGCCGAUGUUUUAGGGUCGGGGUGGAUGUUCUAUUUUGUGAUAUUUAUUCAAACAGCUAUCAACACGGGGGUUGGAAUAGGAGCAAUUUUGCUCGCAGGUCAAUGUCUCGAGAUCAUGUAUUCCAAUCUUGCUCCCAAUGGCUCCUUGAAACUAUAUGAAUUUAUAGCAAUGGUAACAGUGGUAAUGAUAUUUUUGUCUCAACUUCCAACCUUUCACUCCCUGAGGCACAUCAAUUUAGCUUCUUUACUUCUCAGUUUGGGCUAUACUUUCUUGGUGGUCGGUGCUUGUAUUAAUGCAGGUACCCUCAAUAUCUCUUACAUCUAUUACAUCGAUGGUAAUUAAGUUUGAAUUGAAUCAUAAUUUAAAAUGAUUGUUUAUAUAUUAAUAAAAUUAUAUUUGCAAAAUUCAUGUUUAGUUUAAUCAAGAGAGAAUGUUAAUUAUGUUAGAAUGACAAAAAAAAAUUAAUGUUACGUGAAGUUUUAUAUGAAAUUGGAACAAUGAAUGUCAUAC
Messenger RNA from Carica papaya (papaya), 989 nucleotides. The record is from RefSeq and is a predicted model, not a curated record. NCBI's taxonomy places the organism in Eukaryota, Viridiplantae, Streptophyta, Magnoliopsida, Brassicales, Caricaceae.